AUGGCGUCAUCAAUCUUUUACAAUACCCCAUCGGGGACAUCACGAAUGCACAACUUCGGGCAAGAUGAGAUCGACUACGGCUUCCAGCCAACCUGGGCAACCGUCCCCGUGCAAGCGGCCUUCGACACGUCGCCUGGCGCCGGCGCUCGCCGUGACCAGCUGCUAGGAAUUACACGAAAGCCCAUCUGGCAGGAAGCAGAAGAGAAAGAGAAGGAGAGAGAGCUCUUUAACCAGGAGCAGCUGGACAUGACAGCGACCGAGAGCUUUGCGUUGGCGACUAUGGCUACGGCGUUCCAUGCGACGAGUGGUGUUGCAAGGAUCGUUGGGACGACGUUUGUGUUCGCUGGAAAGGUCUUGUGGGCUGUUGGCGACGGCGUGAAGAACAUCAUCAGUAAGAGGAUUAGUCAAGCGGGGUUGACACCGAUGGAAAGGAAAAUUAGGAUGAAAUCCAGGAAGAAGCCGGUAGUUAAAAAGAGGGUUAAAAGUAGGAUGUUUGAUACCGAUAGCGAUAGCGAGACUGCCGAAGACGAUAAUGAAGAUGAUUCGGAUUCAGAUCCGGAGACAACUGGGAUGCAGAGUAUGCUGGCUAUGCCGCCGCAUAUGGUCGGAGCUACUCCGAGAAUUGUUCGUAAUCAGCGUCGCACUAUCCGCCAUCCAGCACAAGCGCCCAAAUUUUCAUCACCAGCUGCUGUUAAAACCCGCCGCCGUAAGAUGCCAAAUACACCAGCCUUAAAGCGUAAAGUCAGAUUUGAGGACGACUCGAGCACCCCCGCCGGUACGCGCGCAAAUAACGCUCCCAAUACCCCAGCAUUUGUAUUCAAUACUCCGAAGGAAAAGAAAAAACAGAUGACCAAAAAAGACGAGUUUAAGAUGAACUUCAAAAAAGAUAUAUUUCAGCCAUGGGUUGACUAUCUCCACAAAUAUGGAUGGUCACGUGGCGCGUUUAGGGCUGCUUUAGCGAACUAUGAGCUCCCUACUGAUAUUAUUAGUCAGUUAUACGAUAUGCGUGAUACCAACCCAAAGGCGUGGAGCACUCUUAUCGAAGCUCACAGUCACGACGGAUUUAUUGAAAGACUCAAAUUAUUUGUUCCGGCUGUUGCAUACCCUGAACCUAUUGACUGGGAGGUUCUAAGUGCUAGAGGAGGCCCAAAGGUUUCUUCCGAGAGCCGUCUACAGCAAAAGGACGGAAAGUGCGUGCUCUGUAGAGGCAUGUCAUGGGCUGGGAAGGUUUAUACCAGAGAGAUUGCCGAAGGAGAAGAUGUGCCAUGCUUGAGCCAUCAUAAAUCUGUUAUCCCAUAUACUCAAGCAGAACUCAAAGAAAUCACACCUACUAGUAGCGACCCAGUAUUUAGAAGAUGGUGCCAGGAAUCACGCUGGGAUUGGCUUUUUAGUGAUCCACCAGUUAGCGGUCUUAACGCAGACGAAACCCCCUGGAAAAUUCCCAACGAUGACCCGAGACUUCGCCAUGUUGCCCGCCUCGGUGAUCCUGAGAACCUGGAGCAUCCUACUGAAGCCAUGAGGAUGUUGGUCUUUACCAGCUUGCAGGAGAAAUAUACUGCUCAAGACCUGGCUGCCAAAAGGUUCCUUGAUGGCAUCCAAUCCACAGGCAAUCUCAUUCUCGCCGAAAAACUCAAGAAAAUGGACCUCGAACGGAAGCGCCAGCAGGUUGACCAAAAAUGGCUCUGCGUCCGCCAGGUCAAAGUCGUUUUCAAGGAAAAAGAAAGCAUUCUCCGCCACGGCCGCAAGCGCACCGCCGCUGAUGCCGAUAUUGAGGAAAAUAACGCAAAGAAAGCACGCAGCGACGCCGCUGCUCCAGUAUUUCGCAAGAUCGCCAGUGUCCGCAAAUCAUCCAUAAGACCCCCUGCUAACACUAACACUAAUGCUAUUAAAACCCCCUUCCUCUUCGAGAAGCCAUCGUUUACUAUACCAGCUCCAUUUGACCCCGUCGAAAUCAAAAAUAUCAGGCUUAUCCCACCUGUACCGGAGAAACGGACUGACCCUGACACACUCUUCAAGCGCCGAUACGAAGAAUCAACACGAUUCUCGCCGAAGCCACAGAAAACCGUCAGCUUUAGCGCCUCCACUGCCGCACCCGAUGAAGAAGAAGAGCCAUUGUCGAAAGAGGAGCUCGAAGCAAUCGCCUACAACGAGGAAUGCGAACGCCAAGAACGACUAAAGCAGCUGCGGCUCCAGGAAGAAGAAUUCUGCAGGAAGGAACGCGAAGAGGAUGCCGAGAGGCGUAAGAACAACCCCAGUACUAACAGCAAAGAAAAUGGUAAAUCUUCAUCUCGUUAUGGCGCCCCUGGACCCGGAAGCACUAUUAAUAAGGACAACGAUUCUGAUAACUUGGGCAGCGGAGGGCAGAACAACUACAGGCGGCAUCGAAUUCAACUCCAGCGUGAGGCUAGGCGCGCGCGCUGGUAUAAGGAAAUAAAGAUGAUGGAGGAGGCACAAUCCGAUCUGUCGGUCGGGUUCGUGCAGCGGAUGAAGUGGGCGCGGGAAAUCAAAAGGCGGAAGGAUAUGGAGGAGAGGUGGGAGAAAAAGCAGAAGGCGAAGGUGGAGAGAGAGCAGAAAAACCGGGGAAAGGGGAUGGCGGACCGAGAGAUGAACGCCUGGGAAGCUGAGCACAGGCGUCAGCAAUCUUUGUCCAAUAGUCCGGAAGAUCAAUAUAAUCAACAUGGUGCUGCCAACGCUGACAACGGUUUCGUUGGCAGCACAGAUAACUUUUCAGUUCCUCUUCCAACUCCCAAGUAUCUCCAACGGGCUCAGGCCCCACUUCAACAAUCUGCCAGGCCUCGAGUGCCUUUCGGGGCCAAACCCAACCCCCCUUCCCAUAAGCCAGCACGUCCUCCUGUUCGUCCCCUUUCCCCUCCACUAAAGGAGGCCCCCAGGAAGGAGGGGCAGAAGGAGCAGAUCUACAGAGUGAGGAAGUCGAUACCUCUUUUUCGCCAGUCUGGGUCUUCUUCUGGUUCUUCUUCUGCCUCCCCUCCAGCUGUGCGUGAGCCGACGCUCCCGCCGCUACCGAGGCAUGCAAAGGCGAAGUGGCAGGGUGGGGCGAGGCUUGGAGAAUGA
Messenger RNA from Morchella sextelata, 3072 nucleotides. RefSeq lists its product as uncharacterized. The transcript has 4 exons. Bases 1 to 3072 code for a protein of 1023 amino acids. Lineage: Eukaryota; Fungi; Ascomycota; Pezizomycetes; Pezizales; Morchellaceae. The record is from RefSeq and is a predicted model, not a curated record.